AUGUCAAGAUCUUUCUAUUUAACUUUUGCCUUGGUUGCUUCUUUAAUGAUUGUUUCUGUACAAUGUGAUCAAGAAUUCUUAUUUGAACCAACUACAAGUGGAUCUUCAAGCUCAACAUCUCAACAGUCACCAGCCUUUGUAAAUGAAACUGUAGCACCAAAGAUUAAUGCAACAGUAACUCCUGCACCAACCAAUGCUUCAGUAACAAGUGGAUCUUCAAAUCCAGCACCGGUAUCAACAACAGGAUCAGCACCAGUUUCAACACCAGCUGCAACCACACCAGCACCAUUGAUCCCAUCAGAUGAACCAAAGGUCUCAACCAAUACUGAAACACCAAAGCCAACAGUUACAGUAGUACCAGUUCCAAACAAUGCUACCUCUGGUUCUCAAAAUCCAGCACCAAUCAAAGAAACAAUCAAAGAGUCAACCAAAGAAUCAGCCAAAAAGCCAGUUGAAACAACAACCAAGUAA
Molecule: messenger RNA, 471 nt
Organism: Heterostelium album PN500
Lineage: Eukaryota; Evosea; Eumycetozoa; Acytosteliales; Acytosteliaceae
Exons: 2
Coding region: 1-471 (156 amino acids)
Source: RefSeq, a predicted model, not a curated record